Messenger RNA from Gymnodraco acuticeps, 1341 nucleotides. Its product is annotated as dual specificity protein phosphatase 18. The record is from RefSeq and is a predicted model, not a curated record. Gene Ontology annotation, cellular component: cytoplasm. The coding region runs from base 58 to 603 and encodes 181 amino acids. The transcript has 3 exons. NCBI's taxonomy places the organism in Eukaryota, Metazoa, Chordata, Actinopteri, Perciformes, Bathydraconidae. Gene Ontology annotation, biological process: protein dephosphorylation. Gene Ontology annotation, molecular function: MAP kinase tyrosine/serine/threonine phosphatase activity.
CAGGCAUCAGAGGAAGAAGCAACCACAACUAAAGUGAAGCGACUGACACAGUAGCAGAUGGCGGUGUCUCAGAUCACGCCCUCUCUCUUCCUGGGGGGGGCGGAGGCGGCCCUGAACGCACCGCUGCUCUCUCUGAAAGGCGUCACGCUGGUGGUGAACGCCACGCUGAGCCACGCGGGCCCCGCCCUCCAGGGGGUGGAGUUUGUUCGCGUCCCCGUGCCCGACCUGCCCUGCGCGCGCCUCGGUGAUCACUUCGACCGCGUGGCCGACCGUAUCCACAGCAACCGCGCGGGCAGCACGCUCGUGCACUGUGUUGCGGGGAAGAGCCGCUCGCCCGCGCUGGUGAUGGCGUACCUGAUGCGUUACCGCGCGGUGACGCUGCGGCAGGCGCACCGCUGGGUUCAGGAUCAGCGGCCGUGCAUUCGGCUCAACGCCGGCUUCUGGGAGCAGCUGCUGCAGUACGAGCGCCGGCUGUACGGGAAAAACAGCGUCAGGGUGGCGCCAGAAUCCCCUCCGCUCACCCCGAGGCCGCAGACGAACCGCCUGACGUCUCCGGUAACACCGAGUAACAGGAGGAGAAGAGGAGCCAAACCCAGAGUCUGAGAAUCUAAACUAACAGGAGGAGGAGAGGAACCUAACAGUCUGAGAAUUGAAAGCGUUCUUUUUCCAAAGUCCAGGAGUAAGUUCAAAAGGAGACAAGAUGGCGCCUCAGGAAGAUUUAAGAAUAUUUAAUAAAGUAGCGUUGUACUAUAAAGAGUUCCACAGCUGUAGUCUUGAAUCCUACUCAGUCCACAGGCCCCAAAGAGAACAUACCCAGAGGAGUUAGCUGUGAUGGGAAGAAUUAAAGACUACAGCUGUGAAACUCUUUUUAUUACAUGGUUUAGUUGAAUACUCGAUUCUGAUUGGUCAAUUCAGAACACGUGACACGUUGUUAAUCCAGAACAGACAGACCGCUGUCAUGGAUUUAUUGACCGUUGUUAAGGACGCUCACAUCUGCACAAAGAAGUCCGGUCGAUUGAACUGUUUAAAGUUUGCUUUCCUAACUGACAAGACAAGAGCGACAAGAAAACAGCGGAGAAGUAACGGGCAGAAACCCUCCUUUUUACGCAGUGGUCCAGACAUAGACAUCAGACGGCGACACAUAUUCAGUUGCCAGUUACUUUGGCAUUAGGGCAGGGAUAUCUAGAUACUUUCCUAUGUUUUCAAAUCUGUAAUCAAAAAGCUCCGCCUUCCUGCCGUUGCUACGUUUUUCAAAUGGCAACAACGGAUUCUUUUUCUCAGCGGAUGCAUGUCAAUUUAAAUCAAUGCAAACAACUAUUUUUUAAAUCAAUAAAAUCUUUU